Anas platyrhynchos (mallard) is the source of this 5233-nucleotide messenger RNA. RefSeq names its product ovostatin. The record is from RefSeq and is a predicted model, not a curated record. Gene Ontology annotation, cellular component: extracellular region. Gene Ontology annotation, molecular function: endopeptidase inhibitor activity. Lineage: Eukaryota; Metazoa; Chordata; Aves; Anseriformes; Anatidae.
GCUAGCUCACAAAGCUAUGUGAAGUAUGAGAGCUUUCCUAAUCUGUUGUUUGAGAAUUCUAAGAGUGUGAGAACAUACAGGUGAGAGGAAGAUGAACCUAUGCAAAUUUUAUGUAGAUAUUUUUUGUUAGAAUAUGACUGAAGCUGUGAAGGAGGAGCACCAUCCCAGGCCAGUUUAAAAGCCAGAAGACAGGCUGUCCACUUGAGAUCAGUCUCUCUUCUUUCUUCCUCAAGGACAGAGAUGUGGUCAAGGAUACUUCUCAGUAUUUUCUGCUUGAGUUGGAUCACCACAGUGUCUUCUGAACCUCAGUAUGUGUUGCUGGUACCAACAGUAGUGAGGAGCGACUCUCCACAGACCGCCUGUGUGCAGUUCCACAGCCUCAGUGAGCCUUUGUCCCUGAGCGUUGUCCUGGAAUACAACAACAUCCAGACAACUCUCUUUGAGGAGUUUGUAACAAAGAAUGAUUUCUUCAAGUGCUGCGAGUUCAAGGUUCCUCCUGCUGGUUCUGACCCCUUGGCAUUCAUUUCUUUCUCUGCCAAAGGCUCCACAGUUCACUUAGCUGAGAGAAGAUCAGUGGCAAUCGAGAAUGUGGAUAACACUCUUUUCAUCCAGACGGACAAACCCAUCUACAAACCAGGGCAAAAAGUGAUGUUUCGUGUGGUCAGUUUGGAUAGCCAGUUCAGACCUGUUCAGGAGAUGUAUCCACGAAUCAUCAUUGAGGACCCAGAGCAAAACCAGAUCCUGCAGUGGUUGGACGUAACAUCUACACAUGGCAUUGUCCAGCUUUCCUUCCCAUUAAUCCAGGAGCCAAUCCUGGGGUCCUACCACAUCGUUGUGGAGAAGAAGUCAGGGGAUAAAGAGUACCACUUCUUCACAGUGGAGGAAUAUGUGCUGCCAAAGUUUGAAGUGACAACUAGUGUGCCUAGGAGGAUCUCCUUCUUUGAUGAAGAAAUCAGGGUGAAUGUUUGCGCCUCGUACACUUAUGGCCAACCAGUGCAGGGGAAUGCAAGAAUCAAUGUGUGUCAGGAGCGUUUUUAUAGCCCACGAUGUAAGCAAAGCCGGAAACCAACCUGUGAAGCUGUCACCGGACUGCUUGGGAAGGAUGGUUGUCUCAGCACUGUCAUCUCCACCAAAACUUUCCAGCUCUACCGCAGCUAUGCCAGGAUGUAUGCCAGGCUCAAUGUAGAAACCAUCGUCACUGAAAAUGGGACAGGUAUCCAGAUAAAAGACUAUGACUAUGUUGCAGUUAACCAAGAAAAUGACAGAGUGAUGUUCAGGAAUAUGGAUCUGUAUUACAAGAGGGGAAUUCCUUACUUUGGUGAGAUCAGUGUGACAAAUAUGGAAGACAAGCCUCUUGCCAAUAGGAUAGUCGUGCUGGAGGUCAAUGGAGAAUACCAUGCCAACUACACCACUGACAAGAAUGGCAUUGCUGCCUUUUCCAUCAACACAUCUGACUUCUUUGAUCCCAGUUUUAAGCUGAGAGCCACACAGGCACCAGAUGACUGUGCAGACUUCUUGAUGUGGAGAAAUGACAAUGAACCUCAAGCUUUGUUCUUUGUCCGUCGCUUCUACUCACGGACCAACAGCUUUGUGAGAAUUGAGCCAGUGGAGGAGAAACUAAGCUGUGGCCAGCAGAGAAAGAUCAAUGUUCACUAUGUCCUGAACAGAAAAGGGUAUAGAAAUGCCAACCACACAAACUUCUACUAUGUGGUGACGGCAAAAGGAAAAAUUGUUCUCAAUGGCCAAAAGCAAGUCAGCAUCUCUCAAGUUCCCAGAGGUACAUUCUCCAUUACAUUGACCGUCAGUGAGAAGCUUGCCCCCAGUGCUAGACUGUUGCUCUACACAGUGCAUCCUCAUGGGGAGAUAGUGGCUGACAGCUCCUGGAUACACAGUGAUAUAUGCUUCAAGAACAAGCUCCGGCUCAAAUUCUCUGAGAAGCAGGGUCUCCCAGGCUCUAACAUCAGUCUCCACCUUGAAGCUGCUGCCAACUCCUACUGUGCUCUGAGAGCUGUUGAUCAGAGUGUCUUCCUUCUUCGGCCUGAGCGAGAAUUAUCUGCUGAGAGCGUGUACUACCGGCUUCGUUUGAGUGAUUUACAUGGCUAUUACUACAAUGGACUCAACCUGCAAGAUGACAAAACCCAGGAGUGCACCCCAGUCAAAACCACCUUUUUUGAUGGCUUGUACUAUGAACCUGUUAAUGUCAGUCGUGAUGGUGACGCCUACAAGAUUUUCAGGGAUAUGGGCCUGAAGGUUUUCACCAACUCUGUGCUGCGGAAGCCAGUUCUGUGCAAUGAAGACAUGUCAAAUCGAGGAGAUGACCAUGUGUAUUUAGAACAUGGUGUCAUUGGUGGUGCCUAUGGCGCAGAUGAGUCAAGGAUUAUCGGUAAUAGCCUUGUUAACACUGUUCGGAAAUACUUCCCUGAGACAUGGAUUUGGGAUCUGAUUCAUACUGAUUCCAGUGGACAGGCUAAUGUAUUUUACACCAUCCCCGACACUAUCACAGAAUGGAAAGCCAGUGCUUUCUGUUUGCAGAAUGAUGUUGGCUUUGGCAUCUCCUCACCUGUUUCGCUGACAGCAUUCCAACCAUUCUUUGUGGAUCUCACCUUGCCAUACUCUGUCAUUCGGGGGGAAAAAUUUAAUUUAAUAGCCAACGUCUUCAAUUACCUCGACAAAUGCAUCCAGGUCAGUGCCAUACUGGCAGAGUCGAGUGACUACAAGGCAGAAGUCCUUUCACCAGAGGGAAACACAGCAAGGGUGUGUGCCAAUGAAAGAAAAACCUAUAUUUGGGCUGUUAGCCCCCUCAGUCUUGGUGAGGUAAAAUUCACAAUUACUGCUGAGGCCAAACUGGAUACUAAGGAUGCCGGAAAGAACACGUCUUCAGAAGAGAGGACAAUUCGCAGGGACACCCUGAUUCGAACAUUACAAGUUGAGCCUGAAGGUAUCAAAAAAGAAUUGACUCAGAGCUCCCUAGUUUGCACAAAAGGCAAAACAGUUUCAGAACCAGUGUCUCUCAACCUGCCAAGAAACCUGGUGGAGGGAUCAGCCAGAGCUUAUUUCUCUGUCAUCGGAGACAUCUUGGGCACAGCUCUGAGGAAUAUGGAAAACCUCCUUCAUAUGCCAUAUGGCUGUGGAGAACAGAACAUGGCCUUGUUCACACCCAACAUCUAUGCCCUUGAUUAUCUGAAUAAAACUGGGCAGCUGACUGAAGAGAUUAGAGCCAAGGGUACUGGUUAUUUAAUUACAGGCUACCAAAAGCAGCUAUCAUACAAACACCGGGAUGGAUCCUACAGCUCCUUUGGGACACGAGAUGGGGAAGGGAGUGUGUGGCUCACUGCCUUUGUGUACAAGUCAUUUGCACAAGCCAAACGAUACAUCUACAUCGACAACAAUGUCCAGUCACAAACUUUGAUCUGGCUGGCAAGCAAACAGAAAUCAGAUGGCUGCUUUGAAAAUGUUGGGUCACAUUUCAACAAUGCUUUGAAGGGUGGAAAAGAAGGUGAAUACUCGCUCACAGCGUACGUUGUGGCAGCAUUGCUGGAGGCUGGACACUCUGUUGAGCAUCCUGUGGUUCAGAGUGGCAUGAACUGUUUGGAGGCUGCAUUUAGCAAUGGGAUCCACAACCUGUAUAACCAGGCCCUCUUUGCCUAUGUUUAUGGCUUAGCUGACAAAGAGGAAAAAUCCAAAUUUUUCCUUGAGAAGUUGGAUAAAAGAGCUACCAGAGAUGGUAGUUCAGUUCACUGGCAGAGAGAAAAUAAGCCACCAGCAGAACAUUACCCCAUCUUCUAUUCCCGUGCCCCUUCUGCUGAGAUUGAAAUGACCAGCUAUGUGCUGCUGGCGUUGCUCAACAAAGCUGAACUCACUCCAGAUGACUUAUCAUACAUUUCUCGCAUCGUGUACUGGCUUGUCAAACAACAGAACCCAUAUGGAGGUUUCUCAUCCAGCCAGGACACUGUUGUUGCUCUCCAAGCUUUAGCCAAGUAUGGAUACCUGACCUUCUCUAAGGAAAGCCGUAACACAGUCAAGGUCAGCUUCAUGCAGUUGCCCAGUAAGGCCUUCCAGGUGAAUGACAAGAACCGCUUCUUACUGCAGCAGGCUUCCUUACCCACUGUUCCAGGGAAUUACAGCAUGGAUGUGAAUGGCACUGGCUGUGUCUAUCUGCAGACAACCUUGAGAUACAACGUGCAUCUGCCAAACCAAGUUGCAGGAUUUUCUCUCUCUGUACAGACAGCCAAUGUAUCCUGCACAAACAACUUCCCACCAAAGUUUGACCUUGUCAUCUCUGCCAGUUACACAGGGAACCGCCACGUCUCCAACAUGGCUAUUAUUGAUGUGAAAAUGCUCUCAGGUUUUGUUCCCGAUAGAUCUUCCCUGAAAAAGCUUCAGUACCAAGAUUCUGUUGUGGAUCGCGUAGACAUCAAGAACAACCACAUCUUCUUUUACCUUCAGAAGCUCUCCCAGAAAGCAAUCAGCUUCUCCUUCAGUGUGGAGCAAAGCCUGCCUGUGUCAAAUAUCAAACCAGCAGCAGUACAUAUUUAUGAUUACUAUGAAACAGAUGAAUAUGCCCUUGCAGAAUACCAAACACCCUGCUCUGCAUCUUCCAACUGAAAUCAGAUACGUGCCAGAAGAAGUAAUGGGUCAGAAGGUAUAAAACAAGCAUUUGUAGGGGAAGAAGAGGAUAAGAGACUUGGUUGUUUAUGGAGAGGGCAAUGAAAAGUGUAUAGAAGAAUAAAUCCCAAUGUGACAUCGAUUAAAAUGACACAUUCUGGCCCAGGCUUUAAAAAUGUUUUGGGUCAGUGAGGAUCAGAAACUGCAAAUAAAGUGGUUUUCCUAAUAAGGGAGAUAACUGUGCAACCACCCAUCUUUUUGGAAACUCAUGUCAUAUAUUUCAGUGGUAGCUUUAUGUAAAAGUAAACUCCUGAAACAUGUAUUUUUGGCCACCGAUUCCUCUUAAGAAACCUAAAAUUAGGAGAAUAAUCUGUUGCUGCUUCUGUAGAUUUUGAUUUGUUUUGGUCUUUCCAUUUAUCCUGAAGGAAAAUACUGAAGAAAUGACAUUGAUUCUCACAUUUUUCAAUGACUGAGCUUGGAGAAUGUUGUUUACAGAUGUUAGACUUCUAGUCACAGGAAUACAACUUUAUGCAAUUUUUACUUCCACUUGGAAAGAGGGAUUCUCUCCAGAUUAACCUCUCAUUUUUUACUGUUCUUUGGAAUAAAACCUUCUGAUUGAUAGUCUCAA